AUGGUUCGAGAGAAAAUAACAGUAUCUACUCGGACACUACAGUGGAAGUGUGUUGAAUCAGCAGCAGACAGUAAGCAUCUUCUUUAUGGGCGCUUUAUUCUGUCUUUGCUUAUGAAAGGUCAAGCAGACACAAUAGGCAUUGCUAUGCGAAGAGCUUUGCUUGGAGAAAUCGAAGGAACAUGUAUCACACGCGCAAAAUCUGAGAAAAUAUCACACCAAUAUUCUACCAUAAUGGGUAUUCAAGAAUCAGUACAUGAAAUUUUAAUGAAUUUAAAAGAAAUCGUAUUGAGAAGUAAUCUCUAUGGAACUUGUGAGGCGUCUAUUUAUGUCACGGGCCCCAGAUAUGUAACUGCUCAAGAUAUCAUCUUACCGCCUUAUGUAGAAAUCCUCGAUAAUACACAUCAUAUAGCUAGCUUGACGGAACCCAUUGAGUUGGUUAUUGGAUUACAGAUAGAGAAGAAUCGUGAAUAUCUUAUAAAAGCGCCAAAUACCUUUCAAGAUGGAAGUUAUCCUAUAGAUCAUGUAUUCAUGCCGGUUUGAAAUGCGAAUCAUAGUAUUCAUUCUUAUGAAAAUGGUAAGAAAGAGAUAAUAUUUCUCGAAAUAUGGACAAAUGGAAGUUUAACUCCUAAAGAAGCACUUUAUGAAGCCUAG
Molecule: messenger RNA, 651 nt
Organism: Lactuca sativa (garden lettuce)
Lineage: Eukaryota; Viridiplantae; Streptophyta; Magnoliopsida; Asterales; Asteraceae
Product: DNA-directed RNA polymerase subunit alpha-like
Biological process (GO): DNA-templated transcription
Molecular function (GO): protein dimerization activity; DNA-directed RNA polymerase activity
Source: RefSeq, a predicted model, not a curated record